Molecule: messenger RNA, 810 nt
Organism: Auanema sp. JU1783
Lineage: Eukaryota; Metazoa; Nematoda; Chromadorea; Rhabditida; Rhabditidae
Source: the annotation of a GenBank genome assembly
AUGAGUCCUCCGUCGAGUCCGAAUAGGACUCCUGGAUAUACUCCGAAUGUAUUUACUGGUCUAGCUCUAUCGUUCUCUCGUUUACUCCUGUUCUGUGAAACGAAGCGUUUCAUGUAUUUCAUUUUUGCCCACGUUUGUCUUUUCUCACUUCUACCUAUCUUUUCUAAUUGGGAGACUGACAACUACUUCGUCCAGAAACAUAACAUAUUUAAUCAAUAUGGUGUUAAACUGGGAUGGUUUUGGACAUUGGCAGUCGUGGGGCCAUUCAUUUACUUGACAUCCUGCGCACACGACGUACAUCAGAGACGUUUGGGAAAUGAUCUUGGAAGGUUAGGAAUAGCUACUGUCUGCUGGUAUUCCGUCACAACCAUUUUCCACAAAGUUUUGGAAAGAACAUCGUUCUGUCACGGUGCUCUCAAUGUGUCCCGCGAUAAGUGUAGGCAAAGUAAUGGUGUAUGGACACCUGGCCUCGACAUUUCGGGACAUAUUUUCCUGAUGGUUUAUAGCAUGCUCAUCAUUCAUGAAGAAGCGAAAUCUUUCAAAUGUUGGAAUCAGUUGUCGAAACAUAAUGCAUAUGAAGGAGCAAGUGGUAAAGCAGUAUUCGCUGAACGAACGAAAAACACUUCCUACUCGUUCCUUGCAUUGGCUGUUCUGUUGUCAGUUUGGUUGUGGCAAAUAACUAUUUCUUGUAUUUAUUAUCAUAUCUGGUACGAUAAGGUCUUUGCUGCUAUCAUAGCUAUUAUCUGUUGGUUUACAACUUAUAAUGGAAUUUACAAAAACAUAAGUUUGACACUCCUCUGUCAACCUUGA